CUUUAUUUUGUUUCGUUUUCUCUAUGCUUAAUAAUUUAUUGGGGAAGUUUUUUUCUCAUCUUCCUUUGUAGUCUGUCUCCAAGUUGCUUUUUUCUCUAUUUGUUUUGCCCGAUUUUCUUUCUUCAGAUCCUUCAUAAUCCUUCUCUGUUGUCUUAGAUUUGAGUGAGAUAUUGAAAAGCUCUGUGGAUGAGGGUGGGGCUGGUCCAUCAGAACUUCACUGUAAUGUGACCCGGCUAAACCAUUUCCUUGGGGUGCCCUUGUACUAAUGUCUCUGGGUUAGACUCCCAAGAAAGGCUUUUCCAUUAAACUGCCAAAUGGUAUGUUCCCCGGUUGCUACUGUUGUAGGAGUAGAGUAAGGGAAGAAGGCUUGAGAUCUCACCUAUGACUUCUGUCCCUAGUUUUACUUUCUCCAGAGAAGAAAACUUAAGUCUGCCAAAUACUACGCAUUCUGGGGGUUCUGCUGUGUAAAUCAUGUUAUCUCUUGGCUUUCUCUGCCACUGGCUUAAGGUUGGCUUUUUUUUUAAUGUUUAUUUAUUUAUUUAUUUUGAGAGAGAGAGAAUCCCGAGAAGGUUCCUUAUUGUCAAUGCAGAGUGCAACAUAGGGCUCGAACUCACCGUGAGAUCAUGACCUGAGCCAAUUUCGAGAGAUGGACGCUUAACCGACUGAGCCACCCAGGCGCCCGUGGUAGACACAUUUUCUGAUAAAAUAUUGCUUCUGGAAUUUUUACAGGUGAAAUAUCCACAGGAAUGUAGAAGGCUAGUUUGGAUGAUCCACACACACUGACUAUUAUUUCUAAUUGCUUUUUGAGCAUUUCUUAAAAGAGGGAGUACACAAAUGUACAGCGUACCCAGACUGAUGGUGAAUACUUUCCCCCACGUUAGGUUGACAGCCAAGUGUGAAUGUUGUCCCUGAAAGGAGAUAAAACAAGAGAAAUCCAAGGAAAUGGGUGGGAACUAACACCUGUUCUGUUUGAGCGUGAAUAUAGGUGAGAUGUUACUGUAUUUCUUUGAGAGUCAAGAAAGGAAAUAGAAUGAGAAAGAACAAGCAAUAAACCUAGGGAAAUGCAAAUCAAAACCACAAUGAUAUACCCACCAGAAUGGCUGUAGUCAAAACGACAGACAAUAAUUAAUGUUGCCCAGGACAUGGAGAAAUUGGAACCCUCGUGCAUGGUGAAAAUGGUGCAGCCACUUUGGAAGACAACCUGGCAGUUCCUCAAAAGAUUAAACACAGACUUAACUACGUGACCUAACAAUUUCAUUCCUAGCUGUUGCCCCUAGGAGAAUUGAGAAUAUCCAUCCACACAAAAACUUGUACACACCAGCAUUGCUCGUAAUAACCAAAAAGCGGAAGCAAUCAAAGGUCAGUCAGCCAACGAAUGGACAAACAAAAUGUGGUAUAAUGGAACAUUACUCAGCAAUAAAAAGAACGAAGAACUGAUACACGCUACAACAUAGCUGAACCUCAGAAACAUAGCCCCUGGUUUGAUAUGUACCUGUCUGCUCGAGACUCCAUUGUCUUGAAUUUUAAUCCAUUUGUGGCAUUCAUCCCUGACCCAAAGUCUGAGUAUAAUGACCAGCUCACCAGGGCAACCAACAUGACUGUUUCUGCCAUCCGGUUUCUGAAGACACUUCGGGCUGGUCUUUUGGAGCCAGAGGUUUUCCACUUGAACCCUGCGAAAAGUGACACUGAUACCUUCAAGAGACUCAUACGCUUUGUGCCUUCUUCUCUGUCCUGGUAUGGGGCCUACUUGGUCAAUGCUUAUCCCCUGGAUAUGUCCCAGUAUUUUCGGCUUUUCAAUUCAACCCGUUUACCCAAACCCAUUCGGGAUGAACUCUUUACUAAUGAGAAGGCUAGGCACCUCUUGGUCCUAAGAAAAGGACAUUUCUAUGUUUUUGAUGUCCUAGAUCAAGACGGAAACAUUGUGGGUGCCUCUGAAAUCCAGGCUCAUCUGAAGUACAUUCUCUCAGACAGUAGUCCUGCCCCCGAGUUUCCCCUGGCAUAUCUGACCACCGAGAACCGAAACGUCUGGGCAGAGCUCAGGCAGAAGCUGGCGAGUGGUGGCAAUGAGGAAUCCCUGAGGAAGGUGGACUCUGCUGUGUUCUGUCUCUGCCUAGAUGACUUCCCCAUUAAGGACCUCGUCCACUUGUCUCACAACAUGCUGCAUGGUGACGGUGCAAACCGCUGGUUUGAUAAGUCCUUUAACCUCAUUAUAGCCAAGGACGGCACUGCUGCUAUCCACUUUGAGCAUGCUUGGGGUGAUGGGGUGGCGGUGCUCAGGUUUCUUAAUGAAGUGUUCAAAGACAGCACUCAGGCCCCUGCUGUCACCCCACAGAGCCAGCCAGCCCGCACGGACUCUUCUGUCGCCGUGCAGAAGCUUAACUUCAAGCUGAACGAUGCCUUAAAGACUGGCAUCAGCACCGCUAAGGAAAAGUUCGAUGCCACCGUGAAAACCCUCACCGUCGACCUCAUCCAGUUUCAGAGAGGAGGCAAAGAGUUCUUGAAGAAGCAGAAGCUGAGCCCUGACUCGGUGGCUCAGCUGGCCUUCCAGAUGGCCUUCUUGCGGCAGUAUGGGCAGACGGUGGCCACCUACGAGUCCUGUAGCACUGCAGCAUUCAAGCACGGCCGCACCGAGACCAUCCGCCCGGCCUCCAUCUUCACCAAGAGGUGUUCCCAGGCCUUUGUCAGGGAGCCCUCCAAGCACAGUGCUGGAGAGCUUCAGCAGAUGAUGACCGAGUGCUCCACGUACCACAGCCAGCUGACCAAAGAAGCAGCAAUGGGCCAGGGCUUUGACCGACACUUAUUUGCUCUGCGUUACCUGGCAGCAGCCAAGGGGAUUGCUCUGCCUGAGCUAUACCUGGACCCUGCAUAUGGGCAGAUAAACCACAACAUCCUGUCCACGAGCACUCUGAACAGCCCAGUAGUGAACAUUGGUGGCUUUGCCCCUGUGGUCCCUGAUGGCUUUGGCAUUGGGUAUGCUGUUCAUGACAACUGGAUAGGCUGCAACGUCUCCUCCUACCCAGGCCGCAAUGCCCGGGAGUUUCUCCAGUGUGUAGAGAAGGCCUUAGAAGACAUAUUUGAUGCCAUAGAAGGCAAAUGCAUCAAAACUUAGCUUCUGAGUGGGUGAAAAACUUCCAUCACUUCCUGGACAUGAAAAUUGGAGCCUAAUAGCCAGUAGGUGCUAGUAUAAGAACGAAACUAAUCAUGAGGUGCCUAAGCAGCCAGUGCUGUAAGACUUGAGCUUUAAGGUCAUGGUUUUAAAGCUAAACAUAUAAUUUCCAAGUGGGACUAGAUCACAAUUAAGGGUAAUGUGAGAUUUCAAUUUUAAGGAUAUUUGAUCAGAAGGUGGGAUUUGGAAAAAUUACUCUCAGGUGUAUUUAUUGUUGAAGCAGAAAUAAAAUUUAAUUGUUGCUUGGAGAUGGUAUCUUUGAGUUGUUGUUUAACCUAAUCUCCUAAUCCCCACAAAGAACAUUAAGUUCGGGUAACAGUAAGUUCCCAUGGCUCCUGGCUCUUCAGGUGAGGUGGGAAGCACUGUUUCAUCCUCUCUAUGAACUUGUCUCUCUCUCCUGGGGACAUAUUCUCUUUGAUUUUUUUUUUUUUUAAACAUUUUUUUAUUGUUGAGAGACAGAGUGCGAGCAGGGAAGGGGCAGAGAGAGAGGGAGACACAGAAUCUGAAGCAGGUUCCAGACUCUGUCAGCACAGACCCUGAUGCAGGGCUCGAACCCAUGAACUGUGAGAUUGUGACCUGAGCCGAAGUUGGAAGCUCAACCGACUGAGCCACCCAGGCGCCACCGGAAGAUUUAAAGACAUCUUCUCUUUGAAAGCCCUCUUCAUUUUUCUAGCAAGUGUUCUGCUGAUGCUUCAUUCUGAUAGUCCUGCAGCAGUGAAGAAUAUUCCAAUGGAUUUGGGGAGUGCUAUUUGACUAUUCCAGCCAAAUCAAGAUUUAUAAUUGGUGGUGUAUUUAUUUUAACCAGUUGAAUCUAACGUGCUAUCUGUGGCCUAAUGUACACAUGAUCACUCAGUACAUUUUGCACUUGAAAUCUCUGGUUUUGAGUGAACACAGAAUUUUAUGUUAAUCUAUUGUUAUAACACCACUGUAAUAUGAAGGGUGUUCUGUUCUAUCUUGUGUUUUGAAAAAGAAGGGUUUUUGUUUGUGUUUAAUUUCAGCUGCAUUCCCAGUGGAUCCCCCAGUGACUCAGUGGACAGCUGGGAUUUGAAUUCCGGGACUGGCCAGUCACCAAGCACUUCCAAAGCAUCAUCUCACUUAAUUCUUCUUACAGUUCACAUAAACAUGCCUGCACCCCUUCUUAGUCGAUUCCACCCUUCACUCAGUAAUCAUUUAGUGAUGACCCAACAGGUACCAGGCCCCCUGUAUUCCGUGGUUUGAUUAGAGAGGGCCAUCUGAAGGCUGCCAGGUCACGUGAACAUGAUGUUGCUCUCACCUGGGAACUAUCAAGAAAACCUGAACUAGAGCCUCUCCGUGCCCGUGCCAACCCGGAAGCACUUGUUGCGGCCCCGCCCUGCCCGCCCUCUGCUCUGGCGCUUCCUCUGCGUAGUGGCGGCCACUGUUUGCUUUCGACCGCGGAACUACGCCGGUGGGUUCGUGCACCUGUACGGACAGCAAACGGUUGACAGGAUGACAGGCAAGUUCAAAAGCAAGUUUAAAACCUAUGCUAUCUGUGGGGCCAUUUGCAGGGUGGGUGAGUCAGACGACUCCAUUUCUCCGACUAACCAAGAACGAGGGCCUCGUCUCAAAGAACUUCUAACUGGAGAAGAUCCUGGACGUGUACUAUUUGUCAUAAACAAAUAGUGACACCGCCCCCCCUCCUUGCCCCCCAAACACCUGAACUCCUGGUAUCCUGGUUCUACCGUGUCCUCACUAUGUGACCAAAGGCGAGUUAUUCUGCCUGUCUGCUGUGUGAGUUUCUCUUCGUAGAAUGAGGACAGUUCCUAUAGCACGGGGAUGUAAUGAGGACUGGAUGUAAUGACUGGAUGUAAUGAUAGAGGUAAAGCAUCUGGCAUAUAGUUGAAGCUAAAUCUGUGUUCUCUUGCUGCUGUGAGGUCUCUGCUGUUCCAUUCCUUAUCAAAGCGAGUUGGUUCCAGUCACUUGCAUAGCGAGUUCCCCACAGCAUAAGCUCUUAAGACCGAAGCUUUGAUUGGAACUUGCAGGGCUGAGAUACCUGUUUCAUGCAUAUGUUCAGGGUGAAUGGACCCUUGGGUAGUACAGUGUUCGGCAUUCCUAUUUACAACUUACCUGACCCUUCCUUCUGGUCUUGGGUUCAUGCUUGAAUUCUUUCAUUCAACAUCUGAAACUAAUUGACCUCCAGACUCAGGAGAAUGCUGAACUUUGUUAAAUUAAUCCCUGCUCUUCCUGACCCUAAAGCCGCUCCCAUGUGGAAUUUCCUGUGUGAGGAGUAGGCUUUGGGAAGUCAGCAAGUUUUGUCCAGGUGGCUUUCUCUGUUCAUAACUCUGGAACGAUGUGGCUCAUCUCCAGGUUCACAGCCAUACCAACCUCUCUGGAGAUUAUUUGCUUUUCUUUGAGAUUCCCCCUGGACCUCCUGAGUGAGUUUUGUGGAUAUCAUGUAGUUUAUGUUUUUUUUAUAGCUUUAUUGAGAUAUACUUCACACCUUAUAUAUUCCACUUAUUUAAAAUGUAUCAUUCAGCCAUUUUAGCAUAUCCACAGUUGCACAACUAUCACUACAAUGAAUUUUAGAAUAUUUUCAUCCCCCCAAUGAAUGCUGUACCUGUUAUCAGUCACUCUCCUUUUCCCUCAACUCCUCCCUCCCUACCCACAAACCCUAGACAAACACUAAUAUACUCUUUGUCUAAAUUUUCGUAUUCUGGACAUUUCGUAUAAAUGGAAUUAUAGGAUAUAUGUAUGGCCUUUUGUGAUUGGCUUCUUUUACUUAGCAUAAUGUUUUCACGGUUUACCCAUGAUCUAGUAUGUAUCAAUGCUUAUUUUCUUUGUAUUGCUGAAUACUAUUUCAGCAUAUGGAUAUACCACAUUUUAUUCAUUCACCAGUUGAUGGCUAUUUGGGUUGUUCUACUUUUUGGCUGUUAAGAAUAAUUCUGUGAACAGUUGUGUGUAAGUUUUUGUGUGGACAUGUUUUCAUUUCUCUUGGGUAUAGGUGUAGGAGUGGAAUUGCGGAGUCAUGUAAUAGCUCUGUUUGGUCAUUUAGGGAACUGCUAGGGUGUCUUCCACUGGACACAUUUUACAUUUCCACCAGCAGAGUAUGAAGGUUCCAAUGUCUCCACAUCCUCACCACCACUU
Panthera uncia (snow leopard) is the source of this 6268-nucleotide messenger RNA. It is a transcript of the gene CPT2, whose product is annotated as carnitine palmitoyltransferase 2. The transcript has 3 exons. Bases 1487 to 3109 code for a protein of 540 amino acids. NCBI's taxonomy places the organism in Eukaryota, Metazoa, Chordata, Mammalia, Carnivora, Felidae. Gene Ontology annotation, molecular function: carnitine O-palmitoyltransferase activity. The record is from RefSeq and is a predicted model, not a curated record. Gene Ontology annotation, biological process: fatty acid beta-oxidation. Gene Ontology annotation, cellular component: mitochondrion.